AUGAAAUUUAUCUUCCAGGUUUUCGCGGCGGCGGCUUUCGUGGCAGGUGGUGCUACAGCCUUGGAGAAGGGAGUUCUACUGGGACAGACUUUCGGUGGACCCCAUGGCGACAAGUUCUCGGAUCUGGAAAAAGUUUCCCCUGGCCAAACUGUGCGUUCUAUCACGAUUCGCUCUGCCGACCGCAUCGACGCCGUCAGCCUGGAAGUGGUGGACCCAUCGGGACAGAAAACCACCCUGUACCACGGCGGCGACGGUGGUGACUCGAACACCAUCCUUCUAGGUGCUGACGAGCACAUCAUCGGCGUCCAAGCACACUGGGGGAAGUACUACCGCAAAACGCGCAUCAUGUACAUCGAGUUCACCACUGACAAGGGAAACACCAUUUCUGGCGGAACUCCAACCGAUAACGUUGGAAAAGACAUCGCGCCAGAAGGAUACCAGUUGGGCGGCUUGGCUGGCUACUGCGGUAACGAGCUUGACUCGCUGGGAGCUAUUUGGACCAGCAUUGAACCAGUAGACGGCAACAUACAACUUAACUUGCAGUUUUAG
Molecule: messenger RNA, 549 nt
Organism: Phytophthora nicotianae INRA-310
Lineage: Eukaryota; Oomycota; Peronosporomycetes; Peronosporales; Peronosporaceae
Exons: 1
Coding region: 1-549 (182 amino acids)
Source: RefSeq, a predicted model, not a curated record